Messenger RNA from Betta splendens (Siamese fighting fish), 1475 nucleotides. RefSeq names its product transmembrane protein 192 (gene tmem192). NCBI's taxonomy places the organism in Eukaryota, Metazoa, Chordata, Actinopteri, Anabantiformes, Osphronemidae. Gene Ontology annotation, cellular component: lysosomal membrane; late endosome. The record is from RefSeq and is a predicted model, not a curated record. The coding region runs from base 132 to 923 and encodes 263 amino acids. The transcript has 6 exons.
GGGCUAUAAAACAGACGAGCCGGAAGUAUGGUAAUAUUUACGUGCCCGCCCCUUUUUAAACGUAGUAUGUAAGAUAAUGUUUGUUGUGUUUGGCCAUUUGGGCUUCAGAACCGCCGACAUUACACAACAGGAUGGACACAAACGGACCCUCACAUCACAGACAGGCACGUACUUCAGUAGAUAUGACACGGAGCAUGGAGGAAGAGUCUUUACUGGAUGGACCGUUGAUCUCUGCUGACGCCCUCCACUCCGCUAUCAGAAAAGAGUUUCGAUCUAUACCAACACACGUCCAUGCCUUCUUGCUGACUCUGGUGCAUGUUCUCUAUGUGGUGGCAUCGGUGUGUGUAGCAGUGUUGUGUGUGUUGAAAUUUGGUCAGGAGGAGAUGUGUUCGCGUGUGUUUGGAAAUGUUCCAGGUGAAAGUGCCAUUGUUCUCGGAAAGGUGGGUCUGUGGCUGCUGGUGCUGGUCUUCACUUGGUUUGUGCAGCACCAUCACAACCGAGCCAGAAGGAGGGGAUACCUGCGUUUCUAUAGACUAAUGUGUAGAUUAAAAGACCUGCCGUUCACCAUACACUCUGCAGGAAAUGUUUUGGUGUUGAUCAAUCUGGUUGCUGGACUGUCACAGGCUGUUCGCAUCUACCUACUGCUCACUAUCCUUGGGGUUGAGCUCCUGGUGGUUCUUUCAUGUCUACUCUUUUAUAUAGUCAAGGUGCACCGGUUCAACAGCGAGAGAGCGGCGCCAGAUGUGAGCCAAGAAGAUCGAUCACACAGCUACAGCGUCACGAGUCAGCCCACGGAGACCGGCUUCAGAGAGGGCUCCAGUCUGGAGGAGGUGGUGGAGAAGCAGGCUGACCUGAUCGAGUACCUGAAGCAGCACAACACCUUGCUGAGCACCAGGCUGCUCAGCCUCACGGCUCAGCACUGACCCCAGCCCGGCUUCCGGCAGGAGAGAGGCCCGAUCGCGUCUGCGCGCCGACUGAAGAUCUGUGGCUUUCAAAGGAAGGACUGAAGCUGCCGCCGUGGCAGCAUUAAGCCCUGAAGUGGGUAAAUGCACCUGUACGCACACAGAGUGGGCCGGCGCGGCUUCUGAAGGCAUCCCACCCUGAGAUGGACAGAUAACAGGAGGUGAGCUGAAAGUGGAGGACAGUUAAGGAGGCAGAGUGGGAGGAGGAGGAGAGGAGUCAUGGGUCACAGAUCAGAGGUGAGGGGUUUUUAUCACUCUUUUACGACCCCAUUGAGCCAUGUAUGCAGCUGCUUGUAUUACUUUAGAGAAACAAAAGAGGCUAAAUAGUUUUAGAGGUCAUCCACACUGAAGAGCUGAAGGGAGACGCUUGAAUUCAUCAGGGUUAAACUAUAAGGUGAAAAUGCCCAAGUGCUGCUUUCUGUCUGGAUGUAGGUGUUGCUUCAUUCCGUUUGUUUUUCUACCUAAUUGUUUGUAUAUUUGUGAUCAGAUUCCAAUAAAUCAUUAUUUUGCCCA